AUGGCUGGCGACGACCCCUUUGCCUUCUUGGCUAGUACUCCUGCUGUCCCCGAGAGCAAGCCCGCUGGAAAGAGGUCUCUUUGGAAGGAAAAAUUCUUCAACAGAGAUAAAAACAGAUCCUCUACUGACCAGCAAGUCGAGGCUUUCUUGGGCCCAACUCGCACCGCGUCCCAAUCCCAAGGCUCGUCUGCGACUCCCCGUUCCACCGCUUCGAAAUGGCCCUCACCACAAGAGGUUAUCAAUGCCUCGGCAGGCAGCGACUCUGCACAUUACACCAUGAUGCCACCCAAGAAGAAGAAUCCUGCCCGGCAGGGUUUAAAGGUGUCGUUCACCACGGCAACGCCUGAAUUGAUUGGAGAGGGUGGUGAUGAGUCCGAUGUUCCUACCAUUGAAGUCUCGAUACAGCGCAAACGCGCCCGGAGUCAAAGUCAAAGCGUGCCUCAAACCAACGAUAUACCUGCUCCACCGGAACCGGUACCUCACAAAGAGGGAACGCCACAGUUGCGAGUUGAUACAUCAACCGUCGGUCCAAAUCCACCUGAUGUUACCAGAAUCAUCCCAGAUAGCAAGCCACCCCUCUUGCAGAACCCCCAGGAUGCGGAUUUUCUCAUGACGCUUAGUUUGGGCGAGCGCGGGUCUCGUCUAUCCUUCCGAGCAUCGCCAGAAUCCAAUACGUUUGCUCAGCGUGUCCGCCAAAAGAUGCAAUUAGAAGAAGGCCGUGCCUUGCAGACCCGCUUCGAAGACGAUCCUCCCUCCCCAGCCGAAGAGGAAAUACCACCUGCAAGUGACCAACGACCAGGGUCGCCCGCCAGCGUCGGUUCUCUCUACGAAACGCCGCCCUUCUCCGCCAUAGACCCAACUCCGCCAGCCAACAAUGCCCUUCAAGGGUCUCCCAGCCAGGGAUCCGACAGCGUGCCACCAGAACCUCCGGUCCACAAGGAACCCACGCUUCCGUUUGGGAUCAAGCCCGCGAACACUGGCAUCCUGCACCGCACACCGACAAAGGCUGUCAAGGCACAGCCUAAGAUAGAUGACGAUUCACCCAGCGAAACAAGUAGUCGUCCCACCACCCGUGAGACCCACGAAGGUCGUCCCACCACGCGAGACAGCAAUGCAUCCCCGUACCAACCACAGGCGCCGCGCAUUUCGAUGCGAGCAGUUGCCAAUCAGGCUGGCGAUGCUGCGUUUGUCGAGUUCCAACAAUAUGUGGCACGCUACACCAAUUUGUUCAGAAUGUCGGCAGAGAGUGUUAAGCCUCUCAUGGAGACCUCUUUAGCGGAAUGGAUGAGGGCCGCUGUGUGGUGGUUUCUACAAGGGCGGAAGGCACUCGAAGCCUAUGCACGUUCCCGCGGGCCCGCUAGCCCAGGAGGCGGCUCGACAAUUGACGCGCGACAAGCAGUCCUGGACCUGGGGAAAUCGUUGUGGAUCAAUGAGGCCAUCUUCACCCAGCACGAGGAACUCACUCGGUAUGGCGCAUCAAGCGUCGACGCGUUGCAAGAGAUUGUCAUGAGCACGGGCGACAAACAGAUGGCGGAUGUUCUCGGUUUACACCAGGGAAUUCUCAAUCACCUGCGCUCACUGUCCAUGUCGAUCAAGAAAAACAAUAUUCUUGCCAAGAUCGUCGCGUCCGAAGCUUUCGAGCCCGGUGAUAAUCUCGAGAGCAAUGUCUGGCUGCGGUACCCGUUCUUUGCCCCUGACGUAUCUGCCGUCCUUUCGGGAGCCGCCUCUCGCUCCAUGCUAGUGGAUCGUUCCGGAGAUGGCCCUAGUAUGUUCACGAUGAUGCCUCUUGGUGAUACCCCUCGUCAUUUCAGUUACGGAACGAUGUUUGUCGACGUAUAUGUGAGCUCCGCUGAAGACGACACCCAGCAAUUCGCGGUUCCCUGUGCGUUGUCUAUCCUUCGUGAGCGCACGGACUGGUAUGUUUUUGCUGCCAUCAACAGUCAGAGUGACUUGGUCAAUGUGAUGAUUCAGUCGGAUCGAAAGAAGGGUCCCACCUGGGAUGAUGUGGAAUGGCAGGUUCGCUCAAACUCCAUGCGGGUCCGGUUGCCCCGUGGUUUUGAAUUGGAUGUCAUGUUCCAGGAAGCCGAUUUCAAAAUGAUCUGGAAUAUUGUCAAGUACACUAUGAAGACGGAGGACAGUCUGAAGCCCGAGGCGGGUGAAAGGGUCAUUUUCGAAAGUACCCUCAAGGUUUUUCAGUACAUGGAUCCCGGCAUGCCCAAGGCAUUCCCCGCGGAGCCCAUCGAACGAUGUCGGUUGCGGCUGUUUGAGCGAUCGACCACUGUGACUGAAGGCACUGGCACGCGGAAUGUCCACCAAGGAUUCCGGAUUACCGUGCUUACGAGCCCCAAGGUGAAGGUCCUCAGCAACGCUCGUCAUAUCCUGGGAUACGGAAGUCCCGUGGUAUUCGGUCUGCUGCGCGGUGAAGACGGCGCGCCUGCCUUUGUGCUCAAGGUCACCGAGGAGGGCAGGACCCGGUCCAUGUUGAUGACGUUCCACGACGUCCAGGAGCGCACAAUGAUGCAUUCGCUUCUCCUGGGCGUGCUGGCUAAGCAGAAUGAACACAAGACUUCCGAUGUGCCCAUUCGCGCGUUUUCUAUUGAACAACCAUAUGACAGAGUCAGUGGUCGAGCAGCAAUUAUUCAUCUUCAAUUCUCGGCUGGGACUGUUAUUGUGAUUGACCAGCAGCCUGGUAUGGUGGAGCACCAGUAUGGCCCCACUAUUCUCUCAGAGCAUCUGCGGGCUCUCAUUACUAGUGAAUGGGGGUCUGUUACGGAUCGAAUCAAUUUGGGUCCUGGCGAACUGAAGCUGGGCCUGGAUGUCAACAACAGAACAGGAUUGAGCCUGUACCGCCCUGCACAGCAAGAUUUGACUCUUUCGGUAGCCGAGAACCUCGUCCGUCCUGAAAUGCCCGGUAGCCUGAGCGAUUUUCUGCAGGCGGCAAUGGUCAAGCCGAUGAUUCGACGGUUUGACUUUGCCUCGUUAGCUGCUCUCCAUGACUUCGAAGCCGCCGUGACUGGGUUUAGAGUACUCUACGACAGCAUUGCUACAUCGUUUAUUAUUUCCCGCCGUCGAAUGGUUGUGCCAAUUCACAAGAAGUGGGAAGCAACUCUUACCCGAAUCCAGAUUGUCCGGCAAGAAAAGGUCUUUCAGCUGUUGGCAUUCUUCAAUGACUUUCCCCACGGCAAAUGCAUGAACUGGGUCCUCAAGGGUACGGACAACAUGGAGAGUUUUAUGCGGUCUGGGAAGUUCUGGAUCCGCUUUGUCGAUGCCAAAUUCGCCCUGCCUAGGAAGGAUGACGAUGCGUCUGCGGAUUUUGUUUGUUUGGACAUGCCGGAAUACCCCAUUGAGCAUGAUGAUAUCUCGAUUGCCUUUGAUUCUGAAACUGAUCGCGCAAAUUUCCAAGCAGCCGUUCCUGGAUCUGUCCGCGAACCAUCGAGAAUGGGAUCUCUUCGACGGUGA
Messenger RNA from Aspergillus chevalieri, 3459 nucleotides. RefSeq lists its product as uncharacterized. The transcript has 3 exons. NCBI's taxonomy places the organism in Eukaryota, Fungi, Ascomycota, Eurotiomycetes, Eurotiales, Aspergillaceae. The record is from RefSeq and is a predicted model, not a curated record. The coding region runs from base 1 to 3459 and encodes 1152 amino acids.